UCGAGCGUUGGAUGGGUCAAGCACAACUAGAAAACAGACACUUUCUGCACUCUACACAUUGUUUGCGUCUUCCCGACACCUCAAAGUAGACCCUCGCGAUGGCUGAAGUACAAGCUCCUCCUCCAGCGAUGAACCCAGAACAAACACAAUCGCCCCUUGCAGAGCAAAUACCAGCAGAGAAUGGAGAUGCAGAAGUCAAGGCGGAGGAAGGGGCUAAGCAAGCACAAGAAGAGGGAGAGGAAGACCCCAAUAAAAUUCCUGACAAUGCUUGUGAAACGCUUUAUCUUCAAAAUUUGAACGAGAAGGUCCGGAUACCAGUGAUGAAGGAGACUUUGUAUAAUCUCUUUAAGCCUUACCGUCCUUUGCAACCAAUCAUUGCUCACCACAACAUUCGUAUGCGAGGACAAGCAUUUGUUUCUUUUUCGGACAUCGAAAGUGCGAAUGAGGCGAGGAAGGAUGUUAACGAGUUCCCAUUGUACGGAAAGUCCAUCCAAAUAAAGUUUGCUAAAGGGUUGUCAGAUAGCAUUGUGAAGCGCAAGGGAGAUGAAAAAGAGUUUGAAGAGCACACCAAGAGAAGGUUAGAAGAGAAGAAGCUCAAACGAAAGAAUAACCCUCUCCGCCAGAAGGCUCAAGCCAAACUUCGCGCCGACACUACCGCGGGCACAGCCGGCCCAGCAGCCAAGAAACAACGUCUCCAAAUGCCCGACGAGUACCUCCCUCCCAACUCUGUCUUAUUCGUCCAAAAUCUUCCCGAUGGUACUACAUCUGAAGAUCUCCGAGAAGUAUUUGAGGUCCACCCCGGUUUGAUUGAGAUUAGGACUAUUCCCGCGAAGAAGGAUAUUGCGUUUGUGGAGUUUGCGGAUGAAGGGGCGGCUACAAUUGCAAAGGAUGCUUUGCACAACUUUAAGAUUGAUGGUGAGACGAAGAUGAAAGUUACGUACGCGAGGAAGUAGGGUUCCUAUUUGGGUAUAUAUCGCGUAGCAUUAAAGUUGCAAAUGCACAUUGUACUUUCCAUAGAUUAACUAUCAGCCGCUACUCGACCCUAUGUGAGCAACAUCAAAUAAACAUUCACAUCGCAUGAGUCCACCAACCAACCCAAAUAUAUACAAACUGUCGUCCCUCCUGCCAGUCCAAAUAUCAGAAGACAAAACAUCUAUCAUGUAGGGUAACCUUGGUGGCUAUACACAAAAUCUUCUACAAUGUCAUUGAUCUCUGCCUAUUUGAUGUGCUGCCUGUAUAUACCGCAUUUAUGCUUUACUCAUCCAUCUUAGGACCUAGCGACUCGGAAAACG
Molecule: messenger RNA, 1292 nt
Organism: Cryptococcus deneoformans JEC21
Lineage: Eukaryota; Fungi; Basidiomycota; Tremellomycetes; Tremellales; Cryptococcaceae
Product: RNA binding protein, putative
Exons: 5
Coding region: 99-953 (284 amino acids)
Biological process (GO): mRNA splicing, via spliceosome
Cellular component (GO): U1 snRNP
Molecular function (GO): U1 snRNA binding
Source: RefSeq, a predicted model, not a curated record